This is a messenger RNA of Diaporthe citri, 903 nucleotides long. RefSeq lists its product as uncharacterized. The transcript is spliced from 2 exons. The record is from RefSeq and is a predicted model, not a curated record. The coding region runs from base 1 to 903 and encodes 300 amino acids. Lineage: Eukaryota; Fungi; Ascomycota; Sordariomycetes; Diaporthales; Diaporthaceae.
AUGGCUCAAAAUCAUGCUGUUGUCAUCGGCGCUUCCGGUCUGAUCGGUUGGGGCAUCGUGGAUGAACUUCUCUCACAGGACUCCAUUGCGGCGGGCACCUUCGGAAGGGUUACAACAAUCGUUAAUCGCCCCAUCAACCGAGAUGAUACAUUCUGGCCCGACGAACACCCCACCCAGCCCAAACUCCUCAUGGUUGACGGCGUCAAUUUGAUGGACGACGAGGAAAAGGUUACCACUGUGCUGAAAGACAAAAUAACGGAUGCCAAAACCAUCACCCAUGUCUUCUACUUCGUCUUUAGGGCCCACGAUGAAGAUCAGGAAGCGGAGGUGGCGAUGAACGCUGGGAUGAUGGCCCGGUUCAUCAACGCGAUCGAGUCGCUCACAACCAACCUCAAAUUCGUCGUCUUCCCGGGAGGCACGCGGGGCUACGGCAUCUACCGCCCAGGCGGAAUCUUCACCGCGCCUCUCGACGAGUCACUGAUCGGCACGCUCCCCGACGACUACGCCAAGACAGUCGCGUACCCGUCCUUCCGGCGCCUGCUCGCCAGGGCAAGCGAGGGCAAGCCCUGGACGUGGUGCGAGGUGUGCCCCGACGCCGUCGUCGGGUUCGCGCCCAAUGGAAGCGGGUGGUCCCUCGCCGCGCACUGGGCCACGUUCCUCGGCGUGUGGCGGCUGAGGCACGGCGAGGGGAGCGAGGUGGCCUUCCCGGGGUCGCUGGCCGGCUACGACUCGAGGUUCACCGAAGCGAGUACGAGGGCGCUAGCCCGCUUCGCCAUCCACGCCUCGGCGCUGAGACCCGAGGCGUGUGGCGGCGGCAAGACCUUCAACGUGGCGGACGACGAGGCGCCUGGCACCAUGCGGGAGAGGUGGCCUCAGAUUGCGGCUUGGUUCGGAUGUGAGUGA